Molecule: messenger RNA, 712 nt
Organism: Mauremys mutica (yellowpond turtle)
Lineage: Eukaryota; Metazoa; Chordata; Testudines; Geoemydidae
Product: progonadoliberin-2
Exons: 3
Coding region: 163-423 (86 amino acids)
Biological process (GO): multicellular organism development
Cellular component (GO): extracellular region
Molecular function (GO): hormone activity
Source: RefSeq, a predicted model, not a curated record
GCGCGCCCUGCACUGUAUGCUAGGAAAUGAGGUGCUGCCUGCCAUAUGGCUCUAGAACCACGCACGCUGUGGGACUUUUUCCUCCGCUGACUGCUCCCAGGCCAUGUCUGACUCGCUCCUCCCUUCUCCUUGCAGGAUCUCCCCACUCAGCCAGACAGCGCCAUGGCAUGUCAACGACCUCUCCUGCUCUUGCUCUUUGUAGUGCUAGUAGUCAGCACCCACCUGUCGAGAGCUCAGCACUGGUCCCACGGCUGGUAUCCCGGAGGGAAAAGAGAACUAGAUUUGCCACAGACUCCAGAGGCUUCAGAAGAAAUCAAACUCUGUGAUGGGGAAGAGUGUGCUUAUCUGAGGAGCCCAAGGAAAACCAUUGUGAACACGCUGCUGGCUGACAUGCUGGCGAGACAACUACAGAAGAAGAAGUGAGCCCUUCCACAGACUCUUUCCGAAAUGCUUGCCAGCCCCACUGGCUUUUCAGUCAUUUCCUUUGCAACAUGAUGGUGUGUCUGUAGAUUCCAUGUAUCUGACCGUUAAAGAAUUCUUAUGAACAUCUUGGCUGACUGCACUUGAAUGCUGGGAACGUGGAUAAUGGUGUAAUGUUUGAGAAAUGCCCCCGACCCAUCACCCAACCAGAACGAGGCCCUGUCUGGAGUUCUUUACGCACUUGUGUAAUUCCAUCAUGUUGAAUAAAAUACUUUAUUUUGCUAUAUAUACA